AAGCCGACAGCGAACGAAGGAGACGCGGUCGGAGGCGAGAGACUUUGCUGCUGCCAGGUGGCAGAACCAGUUCUAACUGGUCCAGAUCAGUCCAGAUCAGUCAUGUUGAGUCCUCUAAGGAUUCUUCUCCCUGUGAUUGGUCCAUUGAGCCGCGGCUGCUCCAGUUACGUCUCCAGGAUGAGGUUUGUGAACAGACUGAAGCAGGACGACGCGGCGUGUUUGGCAGCGCUGCAGAGAAGUCGCGUUCUCCUGUUCCACCGUCUGUGUCCUCUGCUGCAGCGCACAGAGAGAGGAACCCUCAGAACAGCAGCGUUUAACAGCUCAGAUGUGCAGUUGAUUGUGGAGCGACUCGGUGCAGACAGAUCUUUGCUGAAGGAGUCGGUUCUGAUUGGCUGUUCUGAGCAGAACCAGGCUCAGUUCUGUUUGGAUCUCGGAGAACUGGACCAGGCAGCAGUAGAAGGAGAGUGUGACGCAAACUUUUUUGACCUCAGGAAAUCUUUCUUCUUGCUGACCGGAGCAGAGGUUCCUCUAGUGACCAAGAGUCAGGCUCUUCUGCGCUGGCAUCAAAGCAGUGGGUUCUGCAGUGCCACAGGUGAACCAACCCAACGCAACCAGGCAGGAAGUCACAGAGUCGGCGGCAGCAGAGGCAUCGUCUACUAUCCCACGAUGUCUCCAGUGGUCAUUGUCCUGGUGUCUGAUGGGAAACGGUGUUUGUUGGCUCGACAGUCGUCCUUCCCUCAGGGGAUGUACAGCGCUCUGGCAGGUUUCUGUGACAUGGGUGAGUCCCUGGAGGAGACUUUGUACAGGGAGGUGGCAGAGGAGGUGGGUUUAGAAGUUCAGAGCGUCUCCUACAGCUCCUCUCAACACUGGCCUUUUCCUCACAGCUCGUUCAUGCUGGCCUGCCACGCCUUUGUUAACCCCACCCACACUCAGGUGGACGUGGACCACGCGGAGCUAGAGGACGCUCGCUGGUUCAGUCUGGAGGAGAUCACCUGUGCUCUCCAGGUGAAGUCUCCACCCAGAAGAGGUGACCCACCCGUCUUCUGGCUCCCCCCGAAACAUGCCAUCGCCAACCGCCUCGUCACUGAGUGGGUGGAGACGCAGCGACACCGCAAGAGCGGAGGGUGACAUCAGAGGUCAAAGAUCAACCUGAGGGUCACGGAGCAGCUGAGCUCAGACCGGAGCUAACACACUAAGCAUCAUGGGAACUGUAGUUCUUUUAAAAGGAUCAUCAAUGAUCAGAGUAAGAAUUGAUCUGUGAUUGGUCCUGAUCACUUUUAUUUUGUGACACAUGUACAAACUAACUGUAAUGAAAGUUUCACAAUGAAACUUAUUUUAUUUUAUUUUCAAUAAAAUGAAAAAAUGCA
This is a messenger RNA of Solea senegalensis (Senegalese sole), 1367 nucleotides long. RefSeq names its product nudix (nucleoside diphosphate linked moiety X)-type motif 13 (gene nudt13). The record is from RefSeq and is a predicted model, not a curated record. The transcript is spliced from 9 exons. The coding region runs from base 103 to 1128 and encodes 341 amino acids. Gene Ontology annotation, molecular function: hydrolase activity. NCBI's taxonomy places the organism in Eukaryota, Metazoa, Chordata, Actinopteri, Pleuronectiformes, Soleidae.